GGCGGGGCCCGCAGUUCGGUUGCGCCGCGGAGCGCAGCUGUGAGCGAGUCUUUCUGAUCCGGGGCCCCGGAACCCGAGCUGGAGCUGAAGCGCAGGCUGCGGGGAGCGGAGUCGGGUGGCCUGAGUGUUUGUUCCAGCAUGUCGGAGGGGGAGUCCCAGACAGUACUCAGCAGUGGCUCAGACCCAAAGGUAGAAUCCUCAUCCUCAGCUCCUGGCCUGACGUCAGUGUCACCUCCUGUGACCUCCACGACCUCAGCAGCUUCCCCAGAGGAAGAAGAAGAAAGUGAAGAUGAGUCUGAGAUCUUGGAAGAGUCACCCUGUGGGCGCUGGCAGAAGAGGCGAGAAGAGGUGAAUCAGCGGAAUGUACCAGGUAUUGACAGUGCAUACCUGGCCAUGGAUACAGAGGAGGGUGUAGAGGUUGUGUGGAAUGAGGUACAGUUCUCUGAGCGAAAGAACUACAAGCUGCAGGAGGAAAAGGUCCGUGCUGUGUUUGAUAAUCUGAUUCAGUUGGAACAUCUCAACAUUGUCAAGUUUCACAAGUAUUGGGCUGACAUUAAAGAGAACAAGGCCAGGGUCAUUUUUAUCACAGAAUACAUGUCAUCUGGGAGUCUUAAGCAAUUUCUGAAGAAGACCAAAAAGAACCACAAGACUAUGAAUGAAAAGGCUUGGAAGCGUUGGUGCACACAAAUCCUCUCUGCCCUAAGCUACCUGCACUCCUGUGACCCCCCCAUCAUCCAUGGGAACCUGACCUGUGACACCAUCUUCAUCCAGCACAACGGACUCAUCAAGAUUGGCUCUGUGGCUCCUGACACUAUCAACAAUCAUGUGAAGACUUGUCGGGAAGAGCAGAAGAAUCUCCACUUCUUUGCACCAGAAUAUGGAGAAGUCACUAAUGUGACAACGGCAGUAGACAUCUACUCCUUUGGCAUGUGUGCACUGGAGAUGGCAGUGCUAGAGAUUCAGGGCAAUGGAGAGUCCUCAUAUGUGCCACAGGAAGCCAUCAGCAGUGCCAUUCAGCUUCUAGAAGACCCAUUACAGAGGGAGUUCAUUCAAAAGUGCCUGCAGUCUGAACCCGCUCGCAGACCAACAGCCAGAGAACUUCUGUUCCACCCAGCACUGUUUGAAGUGCCCUCGCUCAAACUCCUUGCUGCCCACUGCAUUGUGGGACACCAGCACAUGAUCCCAGAGAAUGCUCUGGAGGAGAUCACCAAAAACAUGGAUACCAGUGCUGUACUGGCUGAAAUCCCUGCAGGACCAGGAAGAGAACCAGUUCAGACUUUGUACUCUCAGUCACCAGCUCUGGAACUGGAUAAAUUCCUUGAAGAUGUCAGGAAUGGGAUCUACCCCUUGACGGCCUUUGGGCUGCCUCGGCCCCAGCAGCCACAGCAGGAGGAGGUGACAUCACCUGUGGUGCCGCCAUCUGUCAAGACUCCAACACCUGAACCGGCUGAGGUGGAGACCCGCAAGGUGGUUCUGAUGCAGUGCAACAUCGAGUCGGUGGAGGAGGGCGUCAAACACCAUCUGACGCUUCUGCUGAAGCUGGAGGACAAACUGAACCGGCACCUGAGCUGUGACCUGAUGCCAAAUGAGAACAUCCCCGAGUUGGCGGCCGAGCUGGUGCAGCUGGGCUUCAUUAGCGAGGCGGACCAGAGCCGACUGACUUCUCUGCUGGAGGAGACCCUGAACAAGUUCAAUUUUGCCAGGAACAGCACCCUCAACUCAGCCGCUGUCACCGUCUCCUCUUAGAGCUCACUCGGGCCCAGCCCCUAAUCUGAGCUGUGGCUGUCGCGACAUGUGCUACAGCCUUCCUGCCCCUUCCCCCCCAGACAGUAUUACCCUGUGAAGCCCCGCUCUCCUUUAUUAUUCAGGAGGGCUUUGGGGCUCCCUGGUUCUGAGCAUCACCCUACCCACCCCUCCCCUUCUCUUCCAUCCCUCUGCACUUUGUUUACUUGUUUUGCACAGACGUGGGCCUGGGCCUUCUCAGCAGCCGCCUUCUAGUUGGGGGCUAGUAGCUGAUCUGCUGGCUCCCGCCCAGCCUGUGUGGAAAGGAAGCCCACGGGCGCUGGGAGCUGAAUUCUACAAUCCCGCUGGGGCGGACUGGGCGGGAGAGAAGGGUGGUGCUGCAGGGGUGGCCCCGGGGGGCCAUUCGAUUCGCCUCAGUUGCUGCUGUAAUAAAAGUCUACUUUUUGCUA
This is a messenger RNA of Eubalaena glacialis (North Atlantic right whale), 2192 nucleotides long. It is a transcript of the gene NRBP1, whose product is annotated as nuclear receptor binding protein 1. Lineage: Eukaryota; Metazoa; Chordata; Mammalia; Artiodactyla; Balaenidae. Gene Ontology annotation, cellular component: cytoplasm; endomembrane system. The record is from RefSeq and is a predicted model, not a curated record. The transcript is spliced from 18 exons. Bases 139 to 1746 code for a protein of 535 amino acids. Gene Ontology annotation, molecular function: ATP binding; protein kinase activity. Gene Ontology annotation, biological process: protein phosphorylation; intracellular signal transduction; endoplasmic reticulum to Golgi vesicle-mediated transport.